AUGGACUUGAGGCCUGUCAACGGACUCGGAUCCCCCAGCUCGGGCUACAUGGGCUUCACCAGCCACGCCACCGUCUACGAACAGACGAAGCGAAGCCUCAGCCUGCUUCAGGGCCAGGGGCCGGACCCUCGUCUGUCGCGGUCCUCUUCUGAUGAUCGAACGGCUCCUCGUCUUACCUUUGACCAGCUCCCCCAUCUGGUGCGCCACAUGAGCAUCUAUGUGUUGGAGGCUCUGCCGGGGCAGCGCAACGAGCAGAUCUUCUUCAACCAUGAGGAUGGCCAGAGAAAUGGCUGGAGGCAAGUCGCUCUGGCUCGCAUCACCCGGUCGGUGCAAGAGCUGCUGAGGAAGAACGCCGACGGGACAGGGCCUGACUUGGAGCGGGUCGCUGAGAUGAUAUGUAACAACUCGGCUCAGCCCUUUCGAGAGAUUGAUGAUCCGCACCGGUGGAUGGAUCAGUACUGCGAUAGCAGCAGUCUCAGAUGGGAGUCGAUCGGGUGGAUCUGGGCAGGCCUGGAGCGACUCGGGGACAUUGUCAACUCGUUUCGGCCUUCUCACGUUCAGUGGCUCCCCGGCAAGGAAUCCCAUGAUCUGUCCAGAACGUACAUGACAUACUGCGUUGAUUUGGCGCGGCACUUUUGCGAGGGCAACCCCGUGCUGUUAGAUCUCCACCGAUGUCGGACAACUCUGAUAUCGAUAAUGGAUGGCGAUGCUGCUGGAACGUGCUGGUACUCCCAUGGCGCAGGCGUGUCCAUGAUGACGUUCAUGGGAUUACACGCCCUGGACACAGAGAUGCCAUACACGCCCACGCUAUGUUCCGAGAACAGCAGGCGAGUCGUUGCUCAAAUCUUCAACGUCGACAAGUGGUGUGUCGCCUUCUCGGGCCGGCCUCCGCUCAUUCAUCGCCGGUUCUGCACGACGCCUCUGCCGCUGGAUCUUGCCGACGAGGAGCUCAUAGCAGACGAAGCAACGCUGCGCAAGGCGGUUUCGGAAUUGGACGACCGAGGCUGGAACACAAAGGGCCAGAUCCACCCUGCUACGCUCGUGCGAGCUCGGCGCAUGCUGGCAGGCAAUCUGGAAGAGGUCAUGGAAAUCGCCUUGAGCUGUACCGUCUGCAUUACUUUGAAUGAGUUGCGUAACCUUCAGACCCGAGAACUGCAGACGUUUGCAACUCUUCCUGCGCAUCUUCAAUAUAGCCCACAUAUCUUGCUAGAUCCCGAGCUGGACACCACGUCCGUUUACGCGAGAAUACUGCUCCGGCUGGCUCAUUUGCAGACCAUGUUCUUGCUCGAAAGGCUGCUGCUGCUCAACGGCAGCUUGGACGAGGGCAACCUGCUGCUCUUUAGCUUCGAAAUGCUCACUCUCACUCUUGCGCUGUGGACGCACAAGGACCGAUUUGCCGAGAUGCGGCGCAACUUUGAAUGGCUUCUCAUGGCCCACGCAGCGCCAGCAGGCGGCAUUCUCUGCUUGGAGCUGCUCAACCCGACAUUCACCGGCAAGCACCCUAGCGACGCCCGCAUCACGCGCUCCAGCAUCAUCCAGAACCUCAGCCUCCUCGUCGGAUUCCUCGACUGGGUGCGUCCGUCGGCGCCCAACGGGGAUCUGUGCAUGGACUGCAAGGUCAUUAUCCAGCGGGUGCUGGAUUAUACGCUCAACGGCAGCGCGGAUGGAAACAGUCCUCGGGCGGCGUUGGCGUUUGACUUUCCAGAGCCGUUGGAUUUCAAUUUUGAGCUGCUGGAUACGUUUGAUUGGCUGCAUACUGAUCUUUGA
Trichoderma reesei QM6a is the source of this 1767-nucleotide messenger RNA. RefSeq lists its product as uncharacterized. Gene Ontology annotation, molecular function: zinc ion binding; DNA binding. Gene Ontology annotation, biological process: DNA-templated transcription. NCBI's taxonomy places the organism in Eukaryota, Fungi, Ascomycota, Sordariomycetes, Hypocreales, Hypocreaceae. Gene Ontology annotation, cellular component: nucleus. The record is from RefSeq and is a predicted model, not a curated record. The coding region runs from base 1 to 1767 and encodes 588 amino acids. The transcript has 4 exons.